Molecule: messenger RNA, 2666 nt
Organism: Prinia subflava (tawny-flanked prinia)
Lineage: Eukaryota; Metazoa; Chordata; Aves; Passeriformes; Cisticolidae
Gene: LIX1L
Product: limb and CNS expressed 1 like
Exons: 6
Coding region: 40-1098 (352 amino acids)
Biological process (GO): autophagosome maturation
Cellular component (GO): cytoplasm
Source: RefSeq, a predicted model, not a curated record
CGCUGAUUGACAGCGCGGCGCUGGGGAGGGAGCGCGGCGAUGGAGGCGGUGCGGGCACAGCGGCUGCAGCCCGGGGUGGGCGCCGGGCCCCGUGGGGCCCGGCCUGGCCUCACCGGGGCCCCCGCGGGGCUCGCACUGGCACCGGGAACGGGGUCAGGGCUGGGGCCGGGGCUGGGGCUGCCGCCGCCGCCGCCCCCGCUGGGUCUGCAGGGCUCCCCCGCUCCCCCCGGGACGGGGGCCGGGGCGGUGCCCGGGCCGCCUGCGGUGCUGCGGGAGGCGGUGGAGGCCGUGGUGCGGAGCUUCGCCAAACACACUCAGGGCUAUGGCCGCGGUGAGCGGGAUCGAGGGGGAACCGCGGAUGCCGACGGACCGAGGGUGAACGUGGUGGAGGCGCUGCAGGAGUUCUGGCAGAUGAAGCAGUCCCGCGGGGCCGAGCUGCGCAACGGCGCCCUGGUGCUCUAUGAGAUGGUCCCGGCCGCCAGCCCCCCGUACGUCUGCUAUGUCACCCUGCCCGGGGGCAGUUGCUUCGGCAGCUUCCAGUUCUGUCCCACCAAGGCUGAGGCGCGCAGGAGCGCCGCCAAGAUCGCGCUGAUGAAUUCUGUGUUCAAUGAGCACCCCUCGCGCCGCAUCACCAACGACUUCAUCGAGAAGAGUGUCUCCGAGGCCCUGGCGUCCUUCAACGGCAAUCGAGAAGAGGCUGAUAAUCCCAACACUGGGAUCGGGGCCUUCCGCUUCAUGCUGGAAUCCAACAAGGGAAAAUCCAUGCUGGAGUUCCAGGAGCUGAUGACGGUUUUCCAGCUGUUGCACUGGAACGGGAGCCUGAAGGCCAUGCGGGAGCGCCAGUGCUCGCGCCAGGAGGUCCUGGCUCACUAUUCCCACCGUGCUCUGGAUGAUGACAUCCGGAACCAGAUGGCCCUGGACUGGGUGAACCGGGAGCAGAGCAUUCCGGGCGCCCUUUCCCGGGAGCUGGCAGCCACGGAGCGGGAGCUGGACGAGGCCCGGCUGGCCGGGAAGGAGCUGCGAUUCCACAAGGAGAAGAAGGACAUCCUGCUGCUGGCAGCUGGCCAGCUGGGCUCACCACACUCCUCCGGGUGCUGAGCCCUGGGAUCCGGCCCCGGGAUCCUUCCCGGUGCUCCCAAAUCCCUUUCCUGAAUCCCGGGGAAUUCCCUGUCCCAUUUGCACAUUUGAAGAAAUUUUAGGGAAAAAGCUCCUGAAUGGAUUUUAGCAGUUCCAUCCUGAUUUUUAGAGCUGCUCCUCAGUCUCCUCAUUCUCUAGAGAAUUUCUUAUUCCCUUGAGAACUCCUUAUUCCCUAGGAAACUUUUUAUUCCCUGGGAAUUCCACAUUCCCUACAGAUGUUUUUUUCCUGUCCCUUAUUAUCGGGGUUUAGAUCACAUGUUUUGUCCUCUCCACACUCCAUCGGUACUGGGGCAGGUGGGGUUCCACAGAAUCCAGUGCUUCGUCUGGAAAAGCCCAUUGGAUCCAAUGCCUGGCAUCCCCUCCCUCCUGUAGCAGAAAGGGAUGAAUUAAACCUCUGUGAUGAGCGCCUUAAUUAAAUCUGAAUGGAUGCCAAUAUCCCAAGGGACUGAAAACUGCAGCUUGGAAUUAAAUCUGGGAUCAGCCUGCAGCAUUCCAGUCCCAAACAGGACAGGAUCUGCAGCUCCCCCUGGAAUUGCCCUUGAUGUUUGUAGCCAAACAUCGGCAUUGGCCUUUUUAUGGAAGGUUGGAAAAGUCUUGAAGAGUUAGUGAAUGAGUGAGGGAUUUGCACUAAUCGUUUCUAUCCCUUGUAUCGGUAUCCAUAUGGAAUUUAGACUGUAUUUAGCUUUAAAAACCCCUUUUAUGACACUGUCCAAACAGCUCCAGGUUCACCCAAGAAAAUGUCAGUUUAUCCAUGGAAAUUUCCAUCUUACUCCCCUUUUCCCCUGCAAACUGUGAAUACAAACUGAAUUCCAAGGCAGAAUUCCUUUUUCACCCCAUCUUAGAGCUUUUCCCACUUCUUAUCCCCUUAAACCCUUUAGAUUCCACUAUAUCCACCCUCCUCCUUCCUUCUGCAUGACCACAGGAUAUUCCAGCAAUAAUCAUUGUUUAGGAUAAAAUUGGAGUAAUUCCAAUCUGUAGGUAUCCCAUUUUUAUAUCUGUAGCUGAUUGGGGAGGGGGGGGGUUAUAUAUUUUUUUAUAAUUGCUACAAACACUCUUAAUGUUUGAUGUCGCUGGAAGUGGGAUUUAAGGGGAAUGGGAGGGGGGUGUGAAGUGUCAUUUUCCUGAGAGAUUGGGAAAAUUUGAUUUAGGAGCAAUGUGGAGUUAAUCCCGCAAUGUAUUCCCCUGAUUCCCCUCAGAAUGGAAUCCCUGAAUCUCCUCCCAGCAGUCCUGGUGGCUUCUUUAUGCUCCAAGUAAACAAAUCCGGGAAGAUCUGGGGAGUUCAUUUAAAAGAAAAAAAAAAAAAAAAAAAAAAACAAAAAAAAAAAAAACCCGGACAUUCCGUUGCUUGUGGGAUUGGGGCGCGCCAGUUUAGAGGCUCCGGAUCUCCUUGGAAGGUGUAAAAUAAACAAAUUCAAGUUUUCUCACUGUGGAGAAAGUUGUGCUCCUUGAUGAGGCUGUGGAAUUACGGAAAUCCGGCGGGAUAAACGGUGCUGUGGAUUUUAUACAAUAAACCCAGCGAUUUUAUUAAA